Engraulis encrasicolus (European anchovy) is the source of this 4079-nucleotide messenger RNA. Its product is annotated as TRPM8 channel-associated factor homolog. Gene Ontology annotation, molecular function: transmembrane transporter binding. The transcript is spliced from 9 exons. Gene Ontology annotation, cellular component: plasma membrane. The record is from RefSeq and is a predicted model, not a curated record. NCBI's taxonomy places the organism in Eukaryota, Metazoa, Chordata, Actinopteri, Clupeiformes, Engraulidae. Gene Ontology annotation, biological process: positive regulation of protein targeting to membrane. Bases 291 to 3605 code for a protein of 1104 amino acids.
GAGCAGCCCAACAAGAUGACCAGACAAGGGAAAACAGCCCACCUCUCUCUGAGGCUCCACCUUUUGCUCCAGUAUAUAGGCUACUGAUUGUCAUGGCCUGUAGUCUUGCACAGGACAGACAGGCUGUGGCAGAGAACAAGAUUGCAGCACUUUUGUUAAGUCUUCAAUAGACAAUACCGCUCAGACACCUCUCCAGUCCAAGACAAAAUAAAAACUUGAUAUCUGAGUUUACAGUCAGAAGUCAGAAAAGCUGGUAACUUCAAACUAUCGCCACACAACACAUAUCCAGUAUGGCAAAGGAGGAAGCUUAUUCUACCCUGAUUUGUGGAAUUCAAGAACUAAACUUCGACAAGCCGUCAGUUCCAUCUCAGCUGCUGUUGAAUGGCCACCAUGCUUUCCCUUUGGUUGUGAACACAAAGGAUCACGUCCUUGUAGCUGCAUCGCGUUACGGCCUUGGCCGCGUAGUGGUUUUGGGGCAUGAGGCAUACAUGUUCGAGUUCUCAGAUCUAGUUAAGAAUGCACUGGGAUGGCUCAAACCCUCCUCUGGCAGGGCUAAAGUAGGUGUCCAUCCAAGUUACAAGUCGAUCCUUGAUGACAUCUCCCCAGUAGAAGCAGAGGUGUGCACAUUUAGAGAUGACUUGGGGGUGUAUGUCACCGAUGCUUAUGAUGUGGGUCGCAUUAGUGAGGAGCUUGUUAGUUUCCUAAAAGAGGGGGGAGGGAUCCUGAUUGCGGGUCAGGCUUGGCACUGGGCUUACUCGAAUCCCCAAGAAAAUGUCCAGCUUGAAUUCCCAGGAAACCGGGUGUGUGGUGUCGCAGGUAUAUACUUCACAGAGCAUUAUGGACAUCGUGAAAUUGUCUCAAUUCCAUCAAGCAUCCCUUUCAAGUGGUUGUCACGAGGUCUUCAAGGAGCCUACUCUACGAUUAUGCGAGGCAUCCAGGAGCUUACCUUCAAAGGACCUCCUGUACCCAGCGAGCUGCUGCUGAAUGGCCACCAUGCUUUCCCUUUAGCUGUGAACAGCAAAGAUCAGGUCAUGAUGGCUGCCUCGUGCUAUGGCCUUGGCCGCAUAGUGGUGUUGGGACACGAGGCAUACCUGCAGGAUUUCCCACUUGCAAUGCAAAAUGCCCUGAGAUGGCUGCAACCUUCAUUUGACAGGGCUAAAAUAGGCGUCAGUCCCAGCUGCAGUGGCAUGGUAGAGAACCUGUCCUCGUUUGAUGUGGAAGUCUGCCAGUUCAAAGAUGAUUUGGGGGUUUAUGUCACAGAUGUCUACAAUUUGGGUUCAUCAGCUAAGGAUCUGGUGAAAUUCUUAAAGGCAGGGGGAGGGCUUCUUCUGGCUGGCCAGGCAUGGCACUGGUCGAGCACCCAUCCAGAGGAAAAGGUGCUCCUACGCUUCCCUGGAAACCAGGUGUGUGGGGUGGCUGGAAUUCACAUCACUGAAAGUUAUGGGAAACAUGAAGAGAUUGCUGUGCCAUCAGACCUUCCUCUCAAAUGGAGCUCAACAUCGAGAAGUGCAAAAUCUGACGACGAUCUGGAAUUCCUGCUGAAGAAUGUGUCAGAGUUUGAUAUCCGUGGAGAUGCAAUCCCAUCAGAGGUCCUGGUCCAUGGUCCCUUGGCGUUCCCCAUCGCCACCACUCCUGAGGGAAGGGCCUUUCUUGCUGGAGCUCAGUACGGCCUGGGCAGAGUCAUUGUGACCACCCAUGAGAAUUUCAUUUCUCAAGGGCCUAUAUCUCCAUUCUUCCUGCAAGCUCUCCAGUGGCUAGACCAGGGGCGCAAUGGGACAGUUGGCAUCGUACCUAGGCUGAGACAAGCUACUGAUCCUCUAAGCAAGUCAGGUCUUUCCUGUCAGGUCACUGAUUUUACUGAUGGCCUCAGUGUCUAUGUGUGCACCUCAUACAGUGAUGAUCAAUGCACAGAAAUCCAGAAAUUUGUCGCUGAAGGUGGAGGGCUGCUGAUUGGUGGCCAUGCCUGGUACUGGGGUUACAGCAACAAUGCUGCUGAAGUUCUGAUGAAAUACCCAGGAAACCGCAUUCUCAAUCAGAUGGGUCUCUCAAUCCUGACCAACAUUGUAGACCGAGAGUUGUACAGCGCUCAUUCUGGCAAAGAGUUAAUGGAGGUGUAUCAGUUUCGUGAGUUCCUGCCUCUAUUUGCUGAUUACAUGGUUCAAAGCCAAAGUCUUAGCAAAGAUCAGAGGGGCUGUCUCGAGAAGAUGGGCAGGGACUGUGCAGACUACCUCUCCAUGUCGGCUCAUCACUGCGCUUCCUACUCCUCGGUGCUGGACACAUUAACAGAUGUGUUGAAGUCUGGAAAAGUACCACAGGUGUCAGAAAAUCGCCCAGUGAGUGACACUGAGGAACGCAUGCUGCUGGAGUUUGCCAGUGAGGUGUGCAAGGUUUGCCCAGAUCCAGACGCUCUCCUGCCCUACAUCAUCAAGGAUCCUGUUGUCCUGCCAACAGUCAGCAAUACUAAACUGCACAUUACUGCCAUGACAUCAGGACAAGAAGAAUGGAUCAGCACCGGUCUGUACCUCUCCCCUGGCAUGAAGACUGAUAUUGAAUUUCCUCAGCAAAUAGUGGGAAAUGGUUGGAAGGUGCAGAUUGGCUGCCAGUCUGACAACCUUAGGAAGUUGGACGUGUUGAAACGAGCUCCAGUGGUUUGUGAGAGCUUCCCUGUGGACAAUAGCAUCAUGCAGGUGUGGAACCUCUGGGGAGGUCUCAUCUACCUGGUUGCCCCACGUCAAUGUGAAGUGUUUCAUGCAGAGGUUGUGGUGCAGGAAGCUGUCCGAGCACCAUACUACAAGUCAGGGGAGACGAGCGUAGAUGACUGGGUGAACACUGUGCGUCAUGAGCCUGCACCAUGGGCCGAGUUGGAGUUUGAGAACCUCAUAAUCACCCUUGACUCUAAAGUAAUCAGGGAUCUAGAACGGCCAGACCUGGUGGCUGACCAGUGGGAUGCAAUGAUGAGAGCUGUUGCUGACCUGGCAGCAAAACCUGCCACGUUCCCACGUAAGGAGCGGUUUGUGGCGGACGUACAGAUAUCUGCCGGAUUCAUGCAUUCUGGCUAUCCGAUCAUGAUGCACACUGGAUCGGCCCCUGACCUGAUAAAGCUAACCAACAAAAAGGACGCCUGGGGCCCCCUCCAUGAGCUGGGCCACAACCAGCAGCGAAGUGUCUGGGAGAUCAGCCCAAACACCACUGAGGCCACCUGCAACCUCUGGUCGGUGUAUGUAAGCGAGACGGUGCUUGGCGUGCACCGGGCAAAAGCUCAUGAUUCUUUAGAACCUCAUAAGCGAUCGGAGAGGACCCAGAAUUAUGUCAAAGGAGGGAGGAAUAUCAAUAACUGGAGUGUUUGGGUGGCACUUGAGACAUAUUUGCAGCUUCAGGAGCAGUUUGGAUGGGAUGCCUUUAAGAAGGUCUUUGCUGCCUACCACGAUAUGGAAGGUGUGCCCAAUGACAACGAUGGCAAGAUGAACACGUACGCUGAGACCUUCUCCAAAGUGGUGAACAGGAACCUCACAUCAUUCUUCAGGGCCUGGGGCUGGCCAAUCACAGCUGAGACGGAGAGAAGGCUCGCAGAUAUGCCUGUCUGGAGCAAUCAUCCAUUGGCCUAGUAUGCCGUGAGACUUAAUAGGUGUUAUGACUACUUAAAUGUGACAUUUUUUAAUUAUAUGUAAUAAAAAUGGAAAACACCUUAUUAAUGUUUUCUUUCCUUCACUGCCAUGCACACAUUUUUCUGUUUUGCAAUAUUAAACACUUUCCAUUUGCCUUUCACUUCUAUUCACAAAAUAGAAACAAAUGACUGUGGCCAUUAAAUUAACUGCUUUCCUGUAGUUGCCAGUGUUGCCAGAUUGGACUACUUGGGAUGAGCGUCUGCGGGUAAAAACGGGGAAAAUUGGCCAUUUGGUGUUUAAUUUCAGCUGUUUUGAGCCCAUAGAAGUCAAUAUAAUUUGUUGAAUUUGGGCGGAAUUUAGCGCAUUUUGAGAACCUUUUGGGCGGGAUUUGGUCAGACACAUCUGGCAACACUGGUUACUGAUAACAUUUUCUAUUGUCAUGCCUAAAGGUGAUGAUACACAGGGCACAUUGAG